Messenger RNA from Diuraphis noxia (Russian wheat aphid), 1442 nucleotides. RefSeq names its product alpha-tocopherol transfer protein-like. Gene Ontology annotation, molecular function: phosphatidylinositol bisphosphate binding. Gene Ontology annotation, cellular component: membrane. The record is from RefSeq and is a predicted model, not a curated record. NCBI's taxonomy places the organism in Eukaryota, Metazoa, Arthropoda, Insecta, Hemiptera, Aphididae.
AUAAUAUUAUUAUCGCGGCCUAUUAGCUAUUAUAACACCGCAGCGGUCGUGUUGCAAUUCCAUUUACAACCAAACGUCUGAGCACCGAGCACAUUCGCACUUACGCACGGCACCGUACCGGUUAGUCGCAAGACUGUUGUAAUAUUGUUGACGGUUUUUGCUUAAAACCGUCGGGUUGUUCUGUCAUCGUCUUGUCGUCAACCACUACGCACAUCGAUCAUCAUCCGUCCGCCAACACACACGAAGCCUAUAGGUGCUGUUGUAUGUACAUAAUAUUUUAUUUUGUCGUCAUCGUCGUUUUACCUGCACAUCAUAAUAUUAGAGGUGUAAGUGACCACCAUAUUCGCCGUCCGUCAACGUCUGAAAUCAUAAMAUUUUGAACGCGAAACGAAAACCCGAACAAUUAUACCAUGGAAGUGKACAAGUACGGACCAGUCGUGAAAAUGGGCUCCGGGUACGAGUUGCGGUUUGAAGAUGGCGCCGAUUUCGAAGAAUCGUACAAGGAGCGCGCCGUGAACGACCUGCGCGAGACGCCGGAACGCCGGGCAGAAGCUCUUGAGGAACUCCGGAGACUGAUCAAAGAAGACAAGAAACUUUACCUUCCCACUGACGAAACUACAGAAUUGUACUUGUUAGCUUUCUUAAGAGUCUGCAAAUUCUACCCGGACAGUGCAUUCAAAAGAGUGAAAUUUUUGUACAAAUUACGCCAGAAAAAUCCAAAGUACUGUAAUGACUUACUACCGAGCUUGGAAAAAAACGUAUUUUCUCAGAAUAUUCUUACAGUCUUACCAUCGCGUGAUCAACACGGAAGAAGAAUAUUAAUCACAGAAUGUGGACAGAAGUGGAAAGUAAAAAAUUGCUCACUGGUAGAGAUUUUUCGUGGCAUCGAGCUGGUGAUAGAGGCGGCUAUUCUUGAACCUAGAACUCAAGUGUCGGGCACUGUGCUGUUGGUGGACUUUGAUGGUCUAACCAUAAACCAUGUGUGGCAAUUCACACCAAACUUCGCUAAACUGGUUUUGGACUGGAUACAGUAUUCAAUGCCCGCAAGACUUAAAGAAGUGCACAUCGUAAAUCAACCGUACAUAUUUAACAUGGUGUUUUCAAUGUUCAAACCAUUUAUGCAAGAAAAAUUAAGAAAUCGAAUGCUUUUUCACGGUUAUGAUCAUUCAUCAUUAUUAGCACAUCUGGAUGCCAAAUGUUUACCAACUAAAUACGGUGGUCUCAUGGACAUAGAAACCGACCAAGGCAUUGAUUUAUGGAAUUUACUGUGUUAUUACGAAGACAACUAUAAAGUGGCAAAUGAAUUCGGCUACAAAAAGAAAAAAUGAUAAAAAAUAUAUUACGAAACUCAGUAGACUAGAAACGUGUAUUUUAUGUUAUUGAAUACAGACGUAAUAUUUUAAUUGAAGAGUUCAAUUAUUUGUUAUUGGGUUAUUGACCAA